Molecule: messenger RNA, 1777 nt
Organism: Cucumis melo (muskmelon)
Lineage: Eukaryota; Viridiplantae; Streptophyta; Magnoliopsida; Cucurbitales; Cucurbitaceae
Product: endoglucanase 8
Exons: 7
Coding region: 45-1514 (489 amino acids)
Biological process (GO): carbohydrate metabolic process
Molecular function (GO): hydrolase activity, hydrolyzing O-glycosyl compounds
Source: RefSeq, a predicted model, not a curated record
CUUUGCAUGUGCUGUGAGCUUCUCUACUCCCUCAACACUCAAAUAUGGCCUCCCCUGUCUCUUCAUUCCUUCCCGCCGCCAUUCUCUACCUCAUCCUCCUCUCUGCUCCGGCCACCGCUCAACAUGACUACCACGAUGCCCUUCGCAAAUGCAUUCUCUUCUUCGAAGGCCAGCGCUCCGGCAGGCUCCCCCCCGAUCAACGCCUCAGAUGGCGCCGAGACUCCGCCAUUCAUGACGGCGCCACUGUCGGAAGAGAUUUGAGCGGCGGGUACUACGACGCCGGAGACAACAUAAAGUUCGGAUUUCCGAUGGCAUUCACGACGACGCUGCUUUCGUGGAGCAUUAUAGACUUCGGCCGGAAUAUGGGACCGGAACUUGGGAAUGCACUAAAGGCGGUGAAAUGGGGGACGGACUAUUUACUAAAGGCAACGGCAGUUCCUGGCGUGGUAUUCGUCCAAGUGGGCGAUCCUUACUCCGAUCACAAUUGCUGGGAAAGACCCGAGGACAUGGAUACACUUCGUACUGUUUACAAAAUCGAUAGGUCCCACCCUGGGUCUGACGUGGCUGGCGAAACCGCCGCUGCCUUAGCCGCUGCUUCCAUUGUCUUCAGAUCACGUGACCCUUCUUAUUCCAGAUUGCUCCUCAAUCGAGCCGUUUCGGUAUUUGAGUUUGCUGACAGACACAGAGGAGCGUACAGCGGGAGUUUGAGAAAGGCGGUGUGUCCGUUUUACUGCGAUGUCAACGGUUAUCAGGAUGAGUUGCUUUGGGGAGCGGCGUGGUUGCACAAAGCAUCGAGAAGGCGCGAGUACAGAGAAUACAUAUUUAGGAACGAGGUGGUGCUUAGAGCUGGGGAUACUAUUAACGAGUUUGGUUGGGAUAACAAGCACGCGGGAAUUAACGUCCUCAUUUCCAAGGAAGUGUUGAUGGGUAGAGCUGAAUAUUUCUCAUCUUUUAGGCAAAAUGCUGAUGAGUUUAUUUGUUCAAUUUUGCCUGGAAUUUCUCAUCCUCAAGUUCAAUACUCUCCUGGUGGGUUGAUUUUCAAAGCUGGAGGAAGUAACAUGCAGCAUGUUACCUCGCUGUCUUUCCUAUUGCUGACUUAUUCCAAUUACCUUAGUCAUGCCAAUAGAAAUGUGCCAUGUGGAGGCUUUUCUGCAUCUCCGUCCAUGCUCCGACAACUCGCCAAACGUCAGGUGGACUAUAUUCUUGGCGAUAAUCCACUGCGGAUGUCAUACAUGGUUGGAUACGGUGCGCGCUACCCGUUAAGGAUCCAUCACCGAGCCAGUUCGUUACCGUCGGUUCAAGCCCACCCGGCUCGGAUUGGGUGCAAAGCCGGUUCGAGGUACUUCCUGAGUCCAAACCCGAACCCUAAUGUAUUGGUUGGUGCGGUAGUGGGUGGGCCCAAUGUGACGGAUGCGUUUCCGGAUUCGAGGCCGUUUUUUCAAGAGUCCGAGCCCACUACGUAUAUCAAUGCGCCUUUAGUGGGCCUGCUUGCGUACUUUUCGGCCCAUCGUUGAGUUUGGGGAGGCAAAAGAAGAAAAGAAAAGAAAAAGGAAAAGGAAAAGGAAAAGGAAAAGGAAAAGUUAGUCGUACGGGAGAUUGUAGUGUAGUGGUGCGCAAAGGUCACCCUACCAUUAUUUUCAAAGAUUUCUAAUAUCUUUCUUGAUUAAGCGAUUAAAAGAAAAAACGCUUUUAUUAUUAUUAUUAUUAUUGUAAUAUUACUUUGGUUAUAUUAUCUAUACUAUAUAUAUAAAAGCUUCUUCUAUGUGAACAAAUUUUU